Penicillium salamii is the source of this 798-nucleotide messenger RNA. The record is from the annotation of a GenBank genome assembly. Lineage: Eukaryota; Fungi; Ascomycota; Eurotiomycetes; Eurotiales; Aspergillaceae.
AUGUUAACCUUCUACGACGUGGCCAUGGGUCCCCCCCUCCACCAGCGCAACAGCGCCGUGAAUCCCUGGAAGUCACGACUGGCCCUGAACUUCAAGAACAUCCCCCACCAAACCACCUGGGUCCCCCUCCCCAACAUCACCAAAGUCCGCACCAACCUCGGCAUCCCCGCCUGUCGCAAGUUCGCCGACGGCACAGACUUCUACACCCUCCCCAUACUAACCGACCCCACCACAUCCGCCAAGAUCGGCGACUCCUUCGACAUAGCCAUCUACCUGCACAAACAAUACCCCAACUCAGGCGGCAAUCUCUUCCCACCCCAACCCCUAGAAUACACCUACGAUCCAGGCGUGGAUAUCCUCGUCCCACUGUCAGAUAUCAACGAAUCAGAGUACCCGCAAUAUGCACGGUUCAACGCAAAUGUCGACGCAGUCUUCACAAUGCAUACCAUGUUAAUGGUUGGCGGAAUGCCAUUUGAUCCUGAGACAGAAGAUGAGGCGAAGAAGGAAUUCCUGCGGCGUGCGGGGCUGAGUUCCUGGGAUCAGUUUGCGAUUGGGGUGGAGGCGAGACAGCAGAUGCUGCAGUCUUUUGAGAAGGCGCUGGCGGAUUUGGCGAAAUUGUUUGGGGAUGGUCCUUUUAUUACGGAGGAGGCUAGUUAUGCGGAUCUUAUUGUGGGGGGUUGGUUGCGGAUGGCGAAUCGGACUUUGCCGAAGGAGGAGUGGGAGGCUUUGAGGGGGUGGCAUGGGGGUGUUUUUGGACGGUUGCAUGAUGCUUUGGAGGUUUGGGCUGGUGUUAAUUAG